This is a messenger RNA of Loa loa (African eye worm), 1740 nucleotides long. RefSeq lists its product as hypothetical. The transcript is spliced from 10 exons. Lineage: Eukaryota; Metazoa; Nematoda; Chromadorea; Rhabditida; Onchocercidae. Gene Ontology annotation, molecular function: amino acid transmembrane transporter activity. Gene Ontology annotation, cellular component: plasma membrane. The coding region runs from base 1 to 1740 and encodes 579 amino acids. The record is from RefSeq and is a predicted model, not a curated record. Gene Ontology annotation, biological process: transmembrane transport; amino acid transport.
AUGGUAACCAUAUGUGUCUUGGCAACCAAUAGUACUGCAUUUGUUGGCUUCUAUUUUGUUGAUCCAAGUAAUUGGUUGGCUGCUGGUUUUUUUAAAGAUGGCAUUACUGGUAUGAUGAAAGGUGCAUCGAAUUAUCUGUGUGCAUACAUUGGUAUCGAAACAUUUACCUUUUUGUUGGAAGAAACGAAAAAUCCACGAAAACGACUUCCAUUUAUCAUGCCAUUUAUAAUUAUUGCCUUAACAUUAGUUAUGUUUUUGACAACAAUAAUUAUCACGUUAACUGCCGAUAUCUCAAAAUAUCCCGAUGAUAUGCUUUUCCCAGAUAUUUUUGACAAACUCAGGAUACCUUCUGCGAAAUAUGUGAUGGCAAUAGGCUCAGUGUGUGGCCUAUCUGGAACAAUGCUUGCAAUAUUUGUACCGGCAACAAGGAUAUUGACAUCGCUUUGUAGUGAUAGUCUACUUCCUCUAAGCCUAUUGGCUCAUACCAGUAAGAAGAGAGGAGUGCCAUAUUAUGCAGUACUGUUAUGCGCCCUGGUUUCCUCCACAUUGGUCAUCCUCAAUAACUCCAAGUUAUUCGGAAUUAUCGCCUUCACUACUCCUUUAAGGCUGAUACUGCUCGGCUGUUUGGUAUACGACCAGCACUAUAAUCCAAAUGUAGUUGGAUUAUUUCGAGAAACAGCAUUCUACCGCGACGUUCAUUACAACCGACAAAAAAGGCAAUCCUCAAAUAUUUGCACAGAUGAUAGAGAUUCCCGCUCGGGUACUGUUUCCAGCUACAGAUGGAGUACAGAUGACGAAAGUAUCGAAAUGAUGAGUAGCUACGAAAUCAUGCGAAAUAUAGUUGCUCAACAAGAAGCACAUUGUGAACGGUGGCUGGAGAAACCACCAUCAACAAAUGAAAAUUUGAGAAUGUUGUUAAAUGAAGAAGAAGAAAUGGAUAGAAAGUCAAAUGAGAGAAUCCUGACGAAAAGAUCGUUCAUUGGUUCGCGAUACAAUACAUUUAAAAAUGUGCGUAUGUCACAGUCGCUAGUAGAGAAUCUGAAGGGAACGACAAUAAGAUUUUACAAGGAUAGAAAACGAUUGUCGCUGUCAGCACUUGAUACUUCCGACUUUGGUCAUAAUUGUAUUAGAUCGCCAUGUUCUUUUCGAAUUACUACAACUGAUAUGAAAAAGCAGAACUUUCACAUUUUUGAACAUGAUUUUCUGGAGAUGCACUAUUGGAAUAAGUAUUGUGGAUCGGUACGCAGUUCGAAAGAUUUCAACAACACAGACUAUAAGCGCUCAAUGAGAACUUUGUUAUUAUUCAUAUUAACUUCUAUAACUAUUGGAUUCCUGGCUCUGAAGACCGAAAGCGGCUUAACGAAGUUAUAUUCAACCCUACCAACGCUAUUGGCAUGCAUCGUUCUGGGAUAUCUCGUAAUAAGUAUUACCCGACAAACAAUUAAUCCGGUAAACAGUGAACGAAGUUGCAAAACGCGUGCAUUCCCGUACCUCACACUUUUUAUAAUUUUUCUGUCCAUACUGAUAGCUUGUACCACUAAUUAUGUUACGAUCGUCGGAUUUAUCGCUUGGAUUGUUACUGGAAUGAUAGUCUAUGUAUUGUACGGAUACCGACAUAGCAAAGAAGGUCUUACACCGUUCAGUGAUCUGAUCAUUACGAAUAGCAUGAUGAAGGACAGCUCCUUAACCGGAAUCAUGAAUAACAAAAGUAAUCACCAAUCUGUUGGAAUCAUGGUAUAA